CAUUUUGGUGGAGAAUCUUUGUUUUUAGUUUCUGAAAUUAAAUAUUAUUAUAGCAACAAAAACACAAUAAUGUAUUAAGAAUAAAGUUAGAUGCAAAGUUAGUGUUAUUUUCUUUUAUUUGCAGCAGUUUACAAUGCUUAUCGUGCAGUUGUUUUGGCAAUAAAAAUAUUUAAAGUUUUCGCACGAUUCGAGUGGGUUUUUGGCAAAAAUAUUGGAAAAUGAAGCCUGGAAAGAGUGUGGAUGUUAAAGAUGAGAUAGCAGAAGUGCAUACGUCUGCUCGUUCUCCGUCUCCAAUACAGAAAACAAAAAGAUCACGAAGUCGGUCUGGUUCGCGAAAAAUGUCAAACGGUCAUGCUGCACCUGAUGAAACUCCGGCCUCCGAGGAACCAGCAGGAGACAAAUCGAAACGAGACAGCUGGAUUAAAUCGGAACACGAAUCCCUCGACACUGAAUUACCGAUACAUGAUCAAAUAAAACAAGGAAUCCUGGGUUUUGUUGAAAAAGAAUUAAAAAAUUCGGACAAGAACCCAUCGUUUGUAUUCUACUCCCAUGAUCCUAAUCAUUUGGAUGAAAAGUUUAUGAAAACCUUGUCUAGACCUUCGAGUGGUCAUAAGGAAAAGCGGAGUCCUUCAUAUCGUAAGAAGAAACGGCAUUCCUCUAGACAUAGGGACCGAGACCUACAUGAUUUUGAUAUACCUGGGUCUAGUCUUAGUGCCUUGGAAAGGAUAUCAUCUUUUUCAUCGCAGGUGGACGACUACCUCAAAGAGUACAAAAAAGAUGAAGUAGUAACUCUUAGCGGUGAACUAGAGAUUGAGAUGAAUGAUGUUGAGAACAAUAAUGGUAUAUCUAAGGAGCUACGGAACAAAACUCGGAAGACUAGAAGGAAAAUCAGGGAUGAGAGACAAGAGAGCAGUGUCAACGGACGAGAUGUCAGCCCUAAAGUGUUUAAGAGUACGAAGAAUAAAACUGGGACGAAGCCAGUUCGCCCAACGGACUUGACAACCAUGUUGGAAUCUUUAGAGUCCAGUAUGCCUUACCAUGACCAGUACAUAGACAAUCCAUUCUCAUCACCAUCUCCGCUGACAUCACCUAAUGAUGAGAGACUGGAUCCGUUUGGUUCUCGUAGACCGGAGAAGAUAUACCUUCAGGGUGGAGGGACUUUCAGAGCGGUGUCCAGGGAUAGGAUAUUGGAGUCUCAGCAGUCUAGAGAUGGUGAUAAGUACUUGAGACUGGGCGACCUUACACCCCUAGAUGUGGCAUUAACCUUACAAAAAGCCUGGCGUUCUUCGGCUCCAGCUUGCCAUGGAGUGCUGGGAGGUCUGUCUUUGAUGCACCUGCUCCUCAUCAGUUAUUCCGAUGGGUUAGAUGCUGGACACCUCUCGUUUCACGCAGUGGUCACUAUGCCUUACGUCGCCACUUAUUAUUUCUUCUGUGUUCUGUGUCUACUGUCUGUCUUGGAUAGAUUGGAUGUAACAAGUCUAGACCUGACUAGAGGUCUACAACCAUACUUCCAGCCUAUAGUCCUGGUGAUGCUGUACACAGCCUGUCUGCUAGUCUGCACUGCAGCCAGGAUGUAUGAUGAGCUGAUGGUCUACCAGUACGCGCCACUAGUGAAUAAUAUUACUAGCAACAACGUCACCACGCCAACAAUACCAACUUUCUAUCAUACUUGGACGCAUUUUUCAAUAUGGCGCGCAGUCCUAUCAAUACUAGGUCUGGUCUACUUCAUCAUAUCGAACCCUCAAGAUCUAGUCUUCAGUAACCUAAGCAAGUUAUUGCAAUUCAAGCAUUCCCUUCAGAGCAUUGGAUGAUUCUUCUUGAGGCUUAGUGUAAGGUAUGUACUUAAGUUAAAGUCUUGCCAUGGAUUUAUAGAUAACACUAUUCACUAAAUAAAAGUUCUAUACCUUACUCACAUAACUGUUUGACGAGGUAACUUGACUUCCAUUCUAUGAGUCCCUGGUGGAGCUUGAAACUAGUUGAGGCACCUCGUCGAACAGUUAUGUGAAUAAACCGUAAAACGAAAUAAUGUUAUUCAUAAACAAUUGAACUUAUGUAAACCUACUUAGUCAUUUUAAUUUUUGGUGUCUGAUUUUUUAUUAAUUUAUCUUCAUUUUGAAGGUUAAGAUAAGUAAAUUUUUGCAUAUGAACUAAAAAUAUUUUUUUUUCUCACAAAAUGCACACAUGUCUGUGUUUUAAGUUAAGUUUUAAUGAAUAUUAAGUUAAUAUUGCUGGAAAAGAAGGAAUUUCAGUAUGAUUUUAUUUUCUGUUAAUAUGUAUAAUAGCAUAGAUAGCAGUAGUCGAAUUUAUGUCUUGAAUCUCAUUUUAGCACAAAUGUACUCGUACAAAACCAAAGAUACAUUUUGUAGCUAUAAAAGUAUAGAAAUACAAAAAUUAUGAUUUCCAACGCAAGUACAAUUUUUGUCUAGUCACAGUUGCAUUUAUUUAAAUGAUAUAUACGUAAGUACUAUAUUUUUACUUAAGCCAUAUGAGUAUUAAAUACACUAUCAAAAAGUGUUAUUUUAUUUAAGACAUAUUACUCACGCGCCACUCUUGUUAAUUUAAUAAAAAAAAUGUCUGAUAAGAUGCGAAAUGAAACUUUAUUUGUUAUAUAUUAUAUAAUAAUUUAUUUAUAUUAUUAUGUUAUAUAUUAUAGUGUCAACCAUUACAAUAAUUACAUGCCAAAUAUCCAAAAGAAAUAAACCUAUAUUUUUUUAAACCCAUUAUUCUUUAA
Molecule: messenger RNA, 2731 nt
Organism: Spodoptera litura
Lineage: Eukaryota; Metazoa; Arthropoda; Insecta; Lepidoptera; Noctuidae
Biological process (GO): cilium assembly
Cellular component (GO): ciliary transition zone
Source: RefSeq, a predicted model, not a curated record